AUGUUGAGGCUUGAGCAUGAUCAGAGUGAGCUGGUGACACUAUGCUGCGUGGGACCUGGAAAACAAAUUGAGAUAUGUGAUAGUGCGCGAACUAUGUUUGUUUCUUCUGGUUGUAUGAAUUGUGAUGCCUCACUGGCAUGCACAUCAUGUCUUGUGAUUGUAUCAAAGGAUCUAUGGAAGCUAGUUGAGAAAGGGUUCAGUGAAGAGGGAGAUGCAACCAGAAUCAAUGAAAGUCUCAAGAAGGAUGCCAAGGCCAUGUACCUGAUCCAGCGUGCCCUUGAUCCUAGAAUACUGGUGAGGAUUUUUGAAGCAAAGACAGCAAAGGAGGCAUGGGACAUUAUAAAAACAGAAUUCCAAGGAGAUUCAGACAACUCCAACAUACAACUACAUGCACUUCAAAGAGAGUUUGAUGCUGUUAAAAUGAAGCAUGGUGAAAGUGUCCAAGACUUUGUGAGCAGGAUCCUGGACAUUUCUGUACACUCAAUCAUUGAAGCAAAAGAUCUGAACACAUUGACAGUUGAGCAAUUAAGUGGCUCAUUGAAGAACCAUGAAGCAAUUCUUAAUAUAGAAGGCACUCACCUUGAAGGAGAAAAAGCUCUGCAUGCUGGCCGAGGAUCUCUACAUCAUUUUGAUGGUCCCAACAGGGGAGGAAGAGGACGAGGUCGACACCCUUUCAGGGGAAGGGGACGCGGGCUCGGCAGGAGCAUUGAAACUGGUCGCACUGAGCCUGUUCAUGGUGCAGAAUCCAGCAAGAACUACAAGAGUGUGCAGUGCUUCAUUUGCAAAAAAUUCGGCCAUGUCAAAGCUCAAUGCUGGUAUAGAAACAAAGAGGCCAAUAUUGUAAAAGAAGAGAAGGAAAAAGGAAAAGAAUAUGAAGAAGUUGCAUUCAUGGCAAUCAGUGAAGAACCAAAGACAGGUGGUAUUUGGCUCAUCGAUAGUGGUUGCUCUAACAUCAUGACUGGUGAGAAGAGUUUAUUCCAGAACAUUGAAGUUACUCCUAGUCAUUCAAUCAAAGUGGGAGAUGGAAAAACUCUCAUGGUGGAGGGAAUUGGAAAAAGUGAUUCUCCUGCUCAAGCAAAGGAAAGAUCACAAGCUUGA
Dioscorea cayenensis subsp. rotundata (Guinea yam) is the source of this 1098-nucleotide messenger RNA. RefSeq lists its product as uncharacterized. Gene Ontology annotation, molecular function: nucleic acid binding; zinc ion binding. The transcript is spliced from 4 exons. Lineage: Eukaryota; Viridiplantae; Streptophyta; Magnoliopsida; Dioscoreales; Dioscoreaceae. The record is from RefSeq and is a predicted model, not a curated record. The coding region runs from base 1 to 1098 and encodes 365 amino acids.